Messenger RNA from Adineta steineri, 1007 nucleotides. The record is from the annotation of a GenBank genome assembly. NCBI's taxonomy places the organism in Eukaryota, Metazoa, Rotifera, Eurotatoria, Adinetida, Adinetidae.
AAAAACAACUACCUUCAAAUCAUCCUCACAUUGCUGGCUCACUCAACAAUAUUGGUCUUAUUUAUAAUGGGAAAGGUGAUUUUAAUACAGCACUGGAUUAUUAUCAACAGGCUUUGAGAGUUUACGACGACUUAUAUCCUGGUAAUAAUCUACAAAAAGCAGGUACAAUUAGAAAUAUUGGGGUAGUACACAAGGAUAAAGAUGAUUUCGAUACGGCUCUUACUUAUCUGUCUCGUGCUCUCGAGAUGUAUAAACAUGUUCUCCCUCAUCAACACUCUGAGAUAGCACGAUGUCUCGGUUCAAUAGGAUAUACUUAUCAGAAGAAAGGUAAUUUAGAUAUUGCUCUCGAUUAUUAUCAACAACGAUUAAAUAUGCAAGAACAAUGUUUACCUUUCGACCACUCAGAUCUUUCAUUUGAUCUCGAUUUGAUCAUUGAUACUUAUAAAAAGAUGAAUGAAAUUGACAAAGCCUUAGACUUGUGUCGACAAAAGCUUGUUAUUCAAAAAAUUAGAUUGCCUGAAAAUCAUCCUCGUAUUGCUCGAAUAUUAAUGAUCAUGGCUGAUUUAAUUAAGGACAACAAUCACAAUGAAGCAUUAGAAUACUAUGAACAAGCUCUAUCUGUAUUGGAGAAUUGCACACCAUUAGAUCAUCAACUCACUUCUCAAUGUUUGACAUCAAUGGCUCGUUUAUAUUCCAAUUAUGAUAUGAUGGAAGAUGCAUUACGAUGUGACCUUAAAGCGCUUGAAAUUGAUUCUCAAACGUUGUCUUCUGAUCACACUUACAUCGCAAACAGUUUAAGAAACAUUGGCCUAGAUUAUAAAAAAAUGAACAACUUAUCUGAAGCACUUCAUUAUUACAAUGAAAGUCUUUCAAUCUAUCGAGCUAAUUAUGGACCAAAACAUGAGAUGGUGAAGAGAUGUGAAGCAGACAUUGCCAUAUUGAAGAACAAUAAAAAAAUUCAAGCAAUAAGAAAUAGUCUACAGUCGUUGACAGUAGAGCAUGUUUAA